GCAAGCAGCAGCAGCAGGAGGGUGUGAAUUUGCUCCAGCGAUUACGCAGCCAUCUACAAUGUGAGGGAGCAAAAUUUGAUCAGUUCGGGCAGCAUGGCCAGGAGGCAUGUUUUGCUCCUCGCCACCUUGAUCGUUCUUCAAGCAGUGGCGCAGCUGCAAGAUGAGUCUCAAGAUGCCCAAGCCCUGCUCGCUUUCGCCCACACAUUCAACAACACCCUGGGCUGGAACUCUUCCUCGGGCCCGUGUGGCUGGCUCGGUGUCUCGUGCUCGCCAACCACGGGCCGCGUCACCUCUCUCUCGCUCGCGGGGCACUACCUCCACGCCCAGCUCCCGCGAGAGCUCGGCCUCCUCACCGAGCUCCAGUCCCUCAAUCUCUCCUCCACCAAUCUCACCGGCAGGAUACCGCCAGAGAUCGGCCGCUGCUCCAAGCUCGAGUUCCUCGACCUCUCCAACAACGAAGUCAGUGGCGCGAUCCCAGACACCAUUGGCAACCUCCCCCGCCUCCAGAUCCUCAACCUCCAGGCCAACCAGCUCGUCGGCCGGAUCCCACCUUCGAUCAAAGGCUGCUCCAGCCUCGACACGCUCCAGCUCUUCGACAACCGUCUCAACGGGACCAUCCCGCCUGAAAUCGGCCACCUUCAGAAGCUGAGGAUCAUCCGGGGCGGCGGCAAUGCCGGGAUUUCGGGUCCGAUCCCGCACGAGAUUGGGAACUGCUCCAGCCUCACCAUGUUUGGAUUCGCCGUGACCAACAUCUCGGGCCCGAUCCCUCCCACCUUCGGCAGGCUCAAGAGCCUCGAGUCGCUCCUCCUCUACGGCGCGGCGCUCACGGGCUCCAUACCCGACGAGCUAUGCGAAUGCACGGCGCUCCAAAACCUCCACCUCUUCCAGAACAAGCUCACGGGCACCAUCCCGGUCAACCUUGGUCAACUCACGCAGCUCCGGCGGCUGCUCCUGUGGCAGAACGAGCUGACCGGCGGCAUACCGCCCUCCGUCGGCGGCUGCAAACUGUUGACCGAGAUUGACCUCUCCACGAACUCGCUGUCGGGCGGUAUACCGCCCGAGGUCGGCCAUCUUUCCUCGCUCCAGAACUUCCUGGUGAGUAUCAACAACCUCACGGGCCGCAUACCGCCCGAGUUUGGCGACUGCACGGAGCUCAAGGUGCUGGAGCUCGACACCAACCGGCUCUCGGGCCCCCUGCCCGACUCCAUCGGCCGCCUCGCCAAUCUGACGCUCCUCUUUUGCUGGGAGAACCAGCUCGAGGGCCCGAUCCCGGACAGCAUCGUCAAUUGCUCCCACCUCAAUACGCUCGAUCUCUCCUACAAUCGCCUCUCGGGGCCCAUCCCGUCCAAGAUCUUCUCGCUGCCAUCGCUGGAGCGGCUGCUGCUCAUCCACAACCGGCUGUCCGGGGUGCUGCCCGAGGUGGGCGUCACCGACUCCGUGCUCGUCCGGCUGCGCGUCAAGGAGAAUCUCCUCGUGGGCGGCAUCCCCAGGAGCCUGGGGAGCCUCCGGAAUCUCACAUUCCUCGACCUCGAGGGGAACGGGCUGAGCGGGGAGAUCCCCGAGGAGAUUGGCAGCCUCAUGUCGCUGCAGGGCUUGGUCCUGGUGAAGAACGAGCUCACGGGCCCGGUGCCCGCGUCGCUGGGCCGGCUGCGCGCUCUCCAGCUGCUCGACGCCUCCUCCAACCAGCUCGAGGGAGAGAUCCCGCCGCAGAUCGGCGACAUGCAAGCGCUCGAGUACCUCAAGCUCUCGAACAAUCGAUUGACGGGGAAGAUCCCGGACGAUCUCGGCCUGUGCAAGCAGCUCCUCUCGCUGGAGCUCGCCAACAACAGGCUGUCCGGGGAGAUCCCGGCGACGCUGGGUGGGCUGGUCAGCCUCUCCAUCGCGCUCGACCUCCACUCCAAUUCCCUCACGGGAUCCAUCCCGGAGCGAUUCGCCGAUCUCACGCACCUCGUCCGCCUCGAUCUCGCGCACAACAAUCUCUUUGGCGGCGUCCAACUCCUUGACAAGCUCGCCAACCUCAACUUCCUCAACGUCUCCUACAACUCCUUCACGGGCAUCAUCCCAUCCACCGAUGCAUUCCGCAACAUGGCCGUCUCUUUCGCGGGCAACCGCCGGCUGUGCGCCAUGUCGGGCGUGUCGCGCGGCACGCUCGACGGCCCACAGUGCGGUACGGACGGCCACGGGUCGCCCGUACGGCGGUCCAUGCGGCCCCCCGUGGUGGUGGCGCUGCUCUUCGGCGGUACCGCGCUGGUGGUGCUGCUGGGCUCGGUCCUCCUGUACCGCCGGUGCCGCGGCUUCUCGGACAGUGCCGCCCGCGGUAGCCCGUGGCUGUGGCAGAUGACGCCAUACCAGAAGUGGAACUCGAGCAUCUCCGCCUCGGACGUGGUGGAAAGCUUCAGCAAGGCGGUGCCAAUCGGCAGAGGGAGCUCCGGAUCGGUGUUUAAAGCGAAGCUGCCGGAUGGGAACGAGAUCGCGAUCAAGGAGAUCGAUUUCAGCAGCAGCAGGAGAGCCAACGCCAACCACGCGAGCUUCAACUCGGAGGUCCACACGCUGGGAUCCAAGGUCCGGCACAAGAACAUCGUCCGGCUCAUUGGCUACUGCACGAACACCAAGACGGCGCUGCUGCUCUACGAUUUCAAGAGCAAUGGCAACCUCGAGGAGCUGCUCCACGACGCGGACAAGAAGCGCUCCCUCGACUGGGAGCUGCGGUACAAGAUCGCGCUGGGCGCGGCGCAGGGGAUCGCGUACCUUCACCACGAUUGCAACCCGCCAAUCUUGCACAGGGACAUCAAGGCCAACAACAUCCUGCUGGGCGACUCGCUGGAGCCUUACAUUGCGGAUUUUGGGCUGGCCAAGGUGCUCGCCGAGGAGGAUUUCGUGUACCCGGGGAAGAUCCCGGGCACCACUGGCUACAUUGCUCCUGAGUAUAGCUGCCGGGUAAACAUCACGACCAAGAGCGACGUCUACAGCUACGGCGUUGUCCUCCUCGAGAUCUUAACCGGGCGCCGAGCACUGGAGCAAGACAAGAACGUCGUCGAUUGGGUCCACGGACUGAUGGUGCGGCAGCAGGAGGAGCAGCAGCAGCACCAGCUCCGGGUGGAGGCGCUCGACUCGCGGCUGCGAGGAAUGCCCGACCCUUUCAUCCACGAGAUGCUCCAGUGCCUGGGGAUCGCGCUAAUGUGCGUGAAGGAGUCGCCCGUGGAAAGGCCGAGCAUGAAGGACGUGGUGGCGGUGCUGGAGCAGAUCAAGCACGUCCCCGAGGAGGUUGCGCACAAGAACAGCAAGAGCUCGUCGUCGUCUGAGGACCACAUGGGCCAGGAGUCGAGCUGUAACAGCGGGAGGAGGAAGAACAGGCAGAUCAACGAGAAGCUUUUGCUCAAGACGUCGGCAAGCAAUCACGAGCGGCUUCUGUCUUCGUCGACUCACAACUUCAAUAUGAGUGGAUUGGAGAGCGAGAUGAUCGUUAUGGACACCACCACCACCCUAUAGAAUUAUAGCUACAUCAGUAUUUAACUUUUUUGCUUUCGAAACAACAAAUAAAAAUUCGCGGAUACAAAAAUUA
Selaginella moellendorffii is the source of this 3562-nucleotide messenger RNA. Its product is annotated as probable LRR receptor-like serine/threonine-protein kinase At1g34110. The coding region runs from base 94 to 3489 and encodes 1131 amino acids. Gene Ontology annotation, cellular component: plasma membrane. Gene Ontology annotation, molecular function: protein kinase activity; protein binding; ATP binding. Lineage: Eukaryota; Viridiplantae; Streptophyta; Lycopodiopsida; Selaginellales; Selaginellaceae. The record is from RefSeq and is a predicted model, not a curated record. The transcript is spliced from 2 exons. Gene Ontology annotation, biological process: protein phosphorylation.